This is a messenger RNA of Cinara cedri, 441 nucleotides long. The record is from the annotation of a GenBank genome assembly. Lineage: Eukaryota; Metazoa; Arthropoda; Insecta; Hemiptera; Aphididae.
AUGAUUCAUACUGGAGAAAAAAAAUUUAAAUGUGAUGUUUGUGAAAAAUUAUUUACUCGAUUGUCUACUUUAAAGCAACACAAGUUGAUGAUUCAUACUAGAGAAAAAACAUUUAAAUGUAAUUUUUGUCAAAAAUUAUGUAGACUGAAAUCACAUUUGUUGGCACACAUAAAGGUUCAUACUUGUGAUAAACCAUACAAAUGUGAUAUCUGUGAAGUUUCAUUUAAUCAAUUAACCAGUUUAAAGAGGCACAAUUUGAUUCAUACAGGAGAGAAAUUGUUUAAAUGUGAUGUUUGUGAAAGAUCAUUUGCUCAUUUAUUCAAUUUAAAACAGCACAAGUUGAUUCAUUCUGGUAUAAAACCAUUUAAAUGUGAUUUAUGUAAAAAAACAUUUAGACAAAAAGUUUCUUUGGUUUUACAUAUAAAAAAACAUAUGGAAUAG